This is a messenger RNA of Spirodela intermedia, 1260 nucleotides long. NCBI's taxonomy places the organism in Eukaryota, Viridiplantae, Streptophyta, Magnoliopsida, Alismatales, Araceae. The record is from the annotation of a GenBank genome assembly.
AUGCCAUCUCUUUGCUUCCCUCUAGAAGCUCAAGCAGAUGAACAAAUGAGAGUGGAUAUGGUUUAUGAAAUCGGGGAGCUUUUUGAAUUGGGAAUACAGCUUUCCUACCUCCUUAUUCUGCUGGGCUUGCUCGGCGUUGGAUCAUUCUUUGUCAUUCGCCAGGUCCUUGUUCGUCGUGAGCUUGACCUUUCUGCAAAGGAGCUUCAAGUAAGCUAUAUCUUAUAUUUGUUCUCUAUCUCUCCCCUCUCUCUCCCUUUCAUGCCGUUUCCAUAGGUCAAACAUGCUGAACCAAACAGUGCAUGAUAAUACUCACAUAUUAUUCCUAUUAGUGGGUAUUUAACUAUACUAUCAUGGGAAUCCUUGCCUGAGAAUCAGUGAACAUGUUAAGAAGGUUCUUAGUUUUUAAGAAAAAUGGUGGGGGAAAAAAAAAUCCUGGCUCACCUUAGUUCUAUGUAGUCUACCUUGCCUUCAGAAAAGCUCAGCAGCCAUGGCCUGUUGACUGUGCUUUGGAGAGAAAAUAAAAAGGAAUUAGAGAGGACAUACUUUGACUUCAUAUUUUACAUUCACUUCCUGUAUCCGCAGAGUGGCUUAUCAUCCUUUUUCUUCGUCCAUUGUGUUUCAGACAAUAGAAAGUAAAGCUAGUUCCAUCUCUCUCUCUCUCUCUCUCUCUCUCCCUCGCUGUCUGCCUGUCGCUCUCUACAUUCAUCACUCGUUGAACUCCAUGACCUUCGCAGGAGCAAGUUCGAAGCGGUGAUGCUUCAGCUACGGAGUACUUUGAGCUCGGUGCAGUGAUGCUGCGGCGGAAAUUCUACCCGGCGGCCAUAAAAUAUUUGCAGCAGGCCAUCGAAAAGUGGGACGGAGAUGACCAGGAUCUAGCCCAGGUCUCCAUUUCUUAGUUUCUCAUCCGCCUGCGCAUCAAUCAAAGCAAGCUCGGACUUUUGGUGUUAUUAAAGAUUAAACCAAGAUAUUCCACAGGUAUAUAACGCGCUGGGAGUCAGCUAUGUGCGCGACAACAAGCUCGACAAGGGGAUCGCGCAGUUUGAGAACGCGGUCAAGCUGCAGCCGGGAUACGUGACGGCCUGGAACAACCUGGGGGACGCCUACGAGAAGAGUAAGGACCUGAACGCCGCCCUCAAGGCCUUCGAGGAGGCGCUGCUCUUCGACCCCAACAACAGGGUCGCCAGGCCCCGGCGGGACGCCCUUAGAGAUCGCGUUCGCAUGUACAAGGGAGUUCCCAUCAAGUCGGACGAGAGAAGGUAG